AUGGAAGAAAAUAUUUAUCAAAUGAGUCUUUCAGAAAUUUUUCUAGUUUUAAUUAUAAUUGCUUUAUGGUUAUUUGCUGUUAUAAAUUUAGCACGAAAAUUAGAACGUAUAUGUAAUCCACCAUCAAUACUUCCUAAUUAUUCUAAACAAAAUAAAAUAGAUUUAAAUACACCGAUACGUCGUGGACAUUAUUCACCUAAUACAAUACAAUCAAAACAAUUAUCAUCUAUUCAUCUAAUUCGUUCUACAUCAGAACCAACUAUUAUUGUAUCACCUUGUACGACAAUUCAUAUACGUUAUCCAAGUGAAACUUGUUUAAAUAGAAAAUCAUCGAAAUCGGAACAAAUUUUAUCAUCAAAUAGAAUUGAAUUAGAACGAAGUAAUAAUUCAUUAAAUUUUUUACGUCAUAAAGAUUAUCGAAUACAUAUUGAAACAAAAUCUAAACAAUCAAUAUCAACACAACAAUAUUUAAAUCCUAAACGAAUUCCAUCAAUUGUUAGACGAAGUCUUUUAGAUUUACAUCGACGUACUUUAUAUUCGAAUACAUUAUCAAAUAUUCCUAUGAACCAUUGUAUUGUUAAUGUAACAGAAAAUCACAAAGGAUUAAUAACGACUAAUACUUCAUUAAUCAACGAAAAAUAUCAACAUGAAAAUAAUCGUUAUAAAAAUAUUCAAUCAAACAAUUAA
Molecule: messenger RNA, 687 nt
Organism: Rotaria sordida
Lineage: Eukaryota; Metazoa; Rotifera; Eurotatoria; Philodinida; Philodinidae
Source: the annotation of a GenBank genome assembly